AUGACAGACCAGUUUGCCUUUUUCUACCCUUCGCCGCUUGAGGGCUAUGAAAACCUUCCCCCUCUUCCAGAGGAACGCAAUGAAGAUGGGAAGUCGUUCAGGAACCCGCAGCAUGGGAUCCUGAGCAAGGCAUACGAGGAAUUCCCAGACCCACUGGAGAAAGGCCAUCGGGGUGGCUUCGAUAUUCACAUCUACCACUACCAGAACAACCCAGACCAGGUCAACUUUGCCAAAGCGCUUUGGCAACGGAUACGUCAUGAAUUUCCCGAACUUCGCAUCUAUUCCUUCUUCGGCCGGCCCAUUGGACCUCAUACAGUUGCGAUGUUCGAAGUCAACCUUUUCACUCCAGCGCAAUUUGGGGCUUUUGUCCCGUGGCUUGUCAUAAACCGUGGCCCGCUGAGCGCCCUGAUCCAUCCCAAUACGGGGGAUGAGCGGGAGGAGGAGCGAAACCAUACACAACGAGCUACAUGGAUGGGCGAGCGUAUACCCCUGGACCUUCGCGUGUUCAAGCUCAUGCGAGAGAAGCAAGGGCCCUGA
Molecule: messenger RNA, 537 nt
Organism: Histoplasma mississippiense
Lineage: Eukaryota; Fungi; Ascomycota; Eurotiomycetes; Onygenales; Ajellomycetaceae
Exons: 4
Coding region: 1-537 (178 amino acids)
Source: RefSeq, a predicted model, not a curated record